Molecule: messenger RNA, 862 nt
Organism: Aphis gossypii (cotton aphid)
Lineage: Eukaryota; Metazoa; Arthropoda; Insecta; Hemiptera; Aphididae
Gene: Dnali1
Product: 33 kDa inner dynein arm light chain, axonemal
Exons: 3
Coding region: 82-807 (241 amino acids)
Cellular component (GO): filopodium; axoneme
Molecular function (GO): dynein heavy chain binding
Source: RefSeq, a predicted model, not a curated record
UAUUAUAACCUUUUUAAAGUUAUACCAAUAUUUAAUAUUUUUAUAUAAUUUUAUGGGUUUUGUGUAAAUAAAUCUACAACAAUGGGAGAAAAAAUAGUACCCCUGGAGAUGAAUUUAGUACGCUACAGUAAUCCAGUAGCAGUUACAGAACGUGAAGAAAAAAUGGCUAUUAAGAAACUUGAUGAAAAAGAUGGUCUAAUAUCAAAUGAAAAAAUUAAAGAAUGCGAUGAAAUUUUAAAUUGUAUUUUGCCACCAAGAGAAUGGGAAGAAAACGGAAAACAGUGGAGACAAAAAGUUUCAAAUCAACCAGCUACUAGAAUGGAUGUAAUUAAGUUGACAGAAAUGUUAGACAUGAGUUUGCAACAUUUACAGGCACGAGAAACGGGUAUUUGUCCAAUUCGAAGAGCACUCUAUUCUCAAUGUUUCGAUGAAAUAAUUCGCCAGGUCACUAUUAACUGUGCAGAACGAGGCCUUUUGUUGUUGAAAGUCCGUGAUGAACUUAAAAUGACAAUGGAUGCUUACCGGUCAUUAUAUGAGAGUAGUAUUGCUUUUGGUAUACGCAAGUCAUUAUCCGCAGAACAUAAUAAGCUUGACAUGCAAGAUCGAUUAACUGAAUUAGAAGUUGAAAAACAGAAAAUCAAAGAUGACUUAGCAACAGCAAUUGCAAAAUAUGAAAUGGCUCAAAGACAAGGAACUGAACAACGUAUUGCUGAACAACAAAGGCACAAUGAAGAAAUCAAUUUUUUGAAAAGAUCCAAUCAACAGUUAAAAGCUCAGCUUGAAGGAAUUAUAGCUCCGAAGAAAUAAGUUAAAGAAUUUGAGCCACUAAACUACUUAAUUAAAAUAAAUGUAGUUUUUAUGA